Molecule: messenger RNA, 7332 nt
Organism: Anopheles marshallii
Lineage: Eukaryota; Metazoa; Arthropoda; Insecta; Diptera; Culicidae
Gene: gpp
Product: histone-lysine N-methyltransferase, H3 lysine-79 specific
Exons: 6
Coding region: 1-7332 (2443 amino acids)
Biological process (GO): regulation of transcription regulatory region DNA binding; DNA repair; DNA damage checkpoint signaling
Cellular component (GO): nucleus
Molecular function (GO): histone H3K79 methyltransferase activity
Source: RefSeq, a predicted model, not a curated record
AUGGCCACCCCGAACUACAAGGAGCUGAAACUGCAAUCGCCGGCUGGUGCGGAACCAUUCCUGUACAACUGGCCGUUUUCGAUCGGUACGGGGCACGAUUCGGGCAUCGAACUGAUCGAAAAUGUGCGGUGGGUAUGCGAGGACAUGCCCGAAAUCAAAUCGGCUAUUGAGGAAAUCGAUCUGAACAAACUCGACACGGGUGAUUACGAUGCGAUGAAGAACCUGUGCGAUCGUUUCAAUCGAGCGAUCGAUAGUGUAGCAGCACUGGAAAAGGGUACAUCACUGUCAAACCAACGGUUCACCUAUCCUUCUCGGGGGCUGCUGAAGCACAUCAUACAGCAAGUGUACAACCAGGCAGUGGUGGAACCGGAGAAGCUAAACCAGUACGAACCAUUCUCGCCGGAGGUGUACGGUGAAACGUCAUUCGAUCUGAUCUGUCAGAUGAUCGAUCAGGUGAAGAUCACAGCGGACGAUGUGUUCGUCGAUCUGGGGUCGGGUGUCGGACAGGUCGUGCUGCAGAUGGCUGCCUCAACACCGGUCAAGGUGUGCUUCGGGAUCGAGAAAGCGGACGUACCGUCCAAGUACGCCGAGGGUAUGAACACGACGUUCAAACUGUGGAUGCGUUGGUUCGGCAAGAAGUACGGUGAUUACGAGCUGAUUAAGGGAGACUUUCUUGUGGAUGAGCACCGGGAGAAAAUCACCUCGGCCACGAUUGUGUUUGUGAAUAAUUUUGCAUUCGGUCCUAAUGUUGAUCAUCAGCUAAAGGAACGGUUUGCUGACUUGCGGGAUGGUGCACGUAUCGUUUCGUCCAAGAGUUUCUGUCCGUUGAACUUUCGCAUCACGGAUCGUAAUCUCAGUGACAUCGGUACGAUUAUGCAUGUGAGUGAAAUGAGCCCGCUUAGGGGAUCGGUAUCCUGGACGGGUAAACCGGUCUCGUACUAUCUGCACAUAAUUGACCGCACGAAGCUGGAGCGUUACUUUCAACGGCUGAAAACGAAGGGCACGGAAAACCAUAACGAUGGUACAAGUGGCGGUGGAAGCGGUUCACAUUCGACAAGAUCGUCUCGGUCUCGCAAGGAUCAGAGCAAUCACCAUCCUAAGACGAUCACGAACGAUGACAGUACGUCGGAAAGCGAUACGGAUGUUGUGGGACCGACGACGCGUAAAGCGUGGUCGGAUUGGAACAGUGGCAAAGAAUGCAAGACAAGUCCGUCCGAGGAAGAGAACAACAAUUCGCCGGUUCUGCGAAAUGGGCGAAUACCGGUGGCCACUAAAAAGCGUCGUAAGAUUACCCGUACUAAGGCACCGGGUAAGAAAUCAGAACUGGCAGCAGCUACUGCGGCAGCCAAUCGUGAAAUGGGCGUUGGUACUUCGGCGUCCGCGGCUGCAGCAGCGGCCGCAGCAGCAAUGGUUGGUGGGAAGAAACGAGGCCGUGUUAAGGGUAAAGGGCGCCAACGACGGCCGCUCAAUAUUGCCGGUCUGGAUUUGCUCCAUAAUGAGACGCUGCUGAGCACAUCGGACCAGAUGAUAGGCAAACGGUUGCCACCGGCACCUGGAUGCGUGGAUCAGCAACUUACCUCACUGGCGGGUGAUAUGCAGCACAACGAGCUGGACAUCCCUGAUGCACCGUCAGAGACCCCAUACGCUCUACAAAUAUUGCUCGAUUUAUACAAGGCCCAAUUUAUGAAGACCAUCGAAGCGAUGCGUAAACCAUCAUAUAGGGACAACGUUCAGCAGCAGUUUGAUCGCGAGAAGGAACGCAACCAGUGGCUAAUGAAUCGGGCCGGCCAGCUCGAGAAGCAGAUCAAGGUGCUGAUUGAUGACAGUGUGGCACUGUUGAAGGCCCGCAUGAACGAACUGGGCAUCAGCACGACCAGCCAAAACGAUUUGUUAUGCAAGGCAAAGGAAAUCGUUGGACGACAUAAGGAGCUUCAGGUGAUGGCGGCCAAACUGCAGAAUCAAGUAAAUGUGAUUGAACAAGAGCAGAAGCGUUUGGUGAUGCAACAUAUUUCAAAGCUUACUACUGAACAGCAACAACAGCACCAGCAUCAACAGCAGCAGCUCCAUUCGCACCAGCCCUACAUCAAGGUAGAGGACGCUGAACUAACAUCGUCCAGCUCGAGCGAACUGGUACUGAAAGCGAUUGCAAGUACGCUAACCCAACGCAAGAAGCUUUAUGCGCAGGUUUCGAAUCUUGAAUCUGAGCUAAAUUUGAUUGAAAAAUUAACUGAAGAGCGUAAAUCGAUGGUGGUAGGAUUAGCGUCAUCGACACCAAGCAGUAAUCAUAACGUAUCGUCCAUAGCAGCGGCCACAACGACAAUUAUUUCGGUUGCGCGAGCAACGGAAGUGCGCGAUCGGGAACAGUAUGGACAUACAGUACAUGUGCACGGUACUACCGGUAGCAGUAACAGAGAGCGAGAACACAUCCCUGUGGAGGUUGCCGGCAAACAAACGUCCGAUUCUAUUCAUCCGUUGCAGCGCACGAUGCCAGCCGCUGCUACAGGAAUCUCCGGUAGCGCUGGAUCUUUGCAUCCUCCACCACCGGCAGCAGUUGGAUCUAACCCCGCAACUGUACCUCACGCGCCUGUGAAACAAGGUUCUGGUAGUUCGUCUAGAUCGGCACAACGAAAGUCUCGCGAGAAUCGAACACGGUCACAGGAGUGGCCCGAAAUACCGGACAUCGGCAAGAUCGAGGAAAACAAUCCUGAAAUUCUUGCACAAAAAAUCCUAGAAACUGGCAGGCAGAUCGAAGCAGGUAAACUUCUUGCAGCCGGUAAACAUUCGGCAAAAGAGCGAACCAAUGAUGGUAAACAUGCUAGCAUGGCUCCAGCGCACGGAUCUCAAGCAAUGGUUGGAACGGCACCGGCACCCAUACAACUGACGUCUCAACAACCAUCAGGUGUGGUAGCGAGUUCUCAAGCGUUCCCCCAUCAUCAGCAAUCACAACCACCGCUGCAUUCUCAUCUGCAUCAUCCAGAUGCGGCGCUGAUGCCUGCUCCCGCUUCUACUAUUAACAAAGCACACCUUAAUCAUCGUGGCAACAGUGGUAGCUCUGGCGGGCUUCCACCCGCUGUCGUCGUGUCGUCGAUACCGACGAGCAGUGGUGGAUCGCUUCCGAAGUGUUAUGUACCUGGGUCCACCUCUAAUGAACUUCACGGUGGUGUAGGCCGUAACACAUCAGAAGGGUCUGGUGGUACUGGCGGUGGAGGACGUAGCAGUGGAAAGUUGCACGAUUCACACAAGGUGGUCAACUUUGAGGAUCGUCUCAAGAGUAUUAUCACCUCCGUACUGCAGGGAUCUCCAAAAACAGGAAACUCGGGAACGGGUUUGGCUCCUACAGCGAGUACACCGCUGGUAACUGUACCUCCAUCUUCGGGUUCAUCUACCGGUGUUGGUCAGCGUGAGGGCCAUCAUCGCAGUGGAAGCGGAGGACAUCAGUCCGUAAUGGUAGAUUCUCUUGGAUCGCCGUUAAAAUCAGCUACGUCUGCGGUCGGUGGGUAUGGGACUCCAGCGACGGGUUCAGCAAAGACGACAGUUUAUCUUCAGUCUUCACCGGGAGCUGGAUCUCAUCAUCAGCAUCAAAUGAUGACCGCCCAUGAUAUGUCUGCCCGUGCGACGUCGGGCGGAAGAGGCCCAAGCCCUUCGGCUCAUCAUCCCUCGCAUCAACAGGUACACCAUCAUCAACAACAACAGCAUGUGCAGGUUAGUCAAUCACAGUAUCAACAGCAGCAACUGUCCCAUCACUCGCACCAUCCUCAUGCGCAACAAUCCCUUCAUCAUCAACAGCAGCACCAGCAAUUCCAGAUGCAGCAGCAACAACAGGGAAUGUUAAAUGUUAUCACCAGUGCCGCACACCAUUUGAACACCAGUACCUCGAUUUCGACCUCACCUGUGCCAACGUCUCCGUACAAAAUGCAUCCCACCGGACCGAUACCGGCAAGUAGUAGUGCCAUGGUUGGCAAUCCUUCUGCGAAGAUCUCACCUAGUUCGAAGUAUCCCUAUUCGAAGGGUUCAUCGGUAACUGGGAUGAGCCACCAUUCGCCAGGAUCGUCGGUUAUGAGCACGCAUCAGCAAAUCAUCCAGCAGCAGGAACGCGAACGGGAACGUGUGUUACUUUAUGCGGCCGCCGCACAUGGCGGAGGGCUGCCGAUCGAUCAUCCACACCACCCCUUACAUCAGCAUCAUCAUCGUGGUAUACCGACGUCCAUGGGUGAUGGAAAAAUGCUAGAAUUUAAGGCACCGGAAAAUUUCCGUUACGAUCCUCGGGCAACUAGCAGCAAUACGCCAGGCAAUGCACCGCCGAUGCUCGACACAUCGGCGGUUAGCUUACAGAGCCAUUCUCGUAGCUCAUCUACCAACUCACUCGAUAGCAUACCGACUGCCGAUUAUGGAACAGCGUCCUCCUCAGUGGGUAGUAGUGGGGUACGUUACGGUGGCCAACAGCAACCCAUCCCUCUGGUGACGCACUCACCCGGUGUUGGAUCUCAAGGAUCUUCGGCGCAGCAGGGUGGCAAUAAUUCCCGACCCGGUUCGACAUCGUCCCAGCCAGACUACACGCAAGUAUCACCGGCGAAGAUGGCCCUUCGAAGGCAUUUGUCACAAGAGAAAUUAACCCAUCCAUCGGCUGGCGGUACUGCAGGUGGUCCAACAGGUGGCGCAGGUAGUGGGUUGGGCACAGUUAAAACGAUUGGCGAUUUAGUGAACGGGGAGAUCGAACGCACGUUGGAGAUCUCGAAUCAGUCAAUCAUUAACGCUGCAAUCAACAUGUCGUCUCAUCAGCAGCAGCCGCCAUCGGCUGCGUCCGGAAAUGCGACGGGUCCAUCUGGUGGCAAUACGGUCAUUAACACGAACGUGCAACGUCCCGAGCGUGUCAGUAUUCGUCUGAUGGAAGAGGCAGGACACGUAGCAGCAGGUGGCCCACCACCGCCGGGCAGCAGUGGCGGAACAUACAGUCCCAUCUCCAGACCGGGAAGUGUCGGAGACAAUAGUAGCAAGUCGCCCGUCCAUCAUCUACACGGUCAAAGCAACUUAGCUUCGCUCGUACAGGUUGCGGCAUACAAUCCGAAAGCAGUGAACCAUAAGGGAUCGAUUGGAAGCUCCGCAACCGUACCGAGUUCCAUCGUAUCGCCGCAUGGUUCUUCGCAACGGCAAUACUCACCGGCCCCGGGUAGUAGUAGCGUUGCAGCUGGAGGACCCGGAGUUGUUUACCAGCAGUCAACUUCUCGUGCGCACGAUCGUCAUCAUUCGAGUGAUGCACUACCCUACAUGGCAUUGCCCCGAGCGGACAUGAAACCAUAUCUCGAGUCGUACUUCACUGACGAGCAUAACAAGCGUCAGCAACAGUUGCACCACCAGCAGCAACAGCAGCUGCAACAUCCAGUCCAAUUGUCUUCACCAUCCUCGAUGGGCCACCAUCAUCAUCAACAGCAGCACCCGUCACUUGCCAUGCACCGCAGUAACCACCCGGUGGAUCUACACCGCGGUCCAGUGGUGAUGAGUGAGCCAGGAAUGAUGUCACGCUCGCGCGGCGAAAUCGUUCCAAUCGAUGAAAGCAGAAUGGAUCGCUUAAAUGGUGGACAACCACUGGAAGGACUUGCAGCGUCCUUGCAGGCACGCGUAAUCGCCACACUGAAGAUCAAGGAAGAGGAUGAAGAGCGUCACCGGCGUGAUCUGGGCGUUCAUCACAGUACUUCCGGUACUAAUCACAGUAGCAGUAACAGCAACAGUACCAAUAGCAAUAUCCACGCAGGAAGCCUUCAGAUAGUACAAACUGCACACAUUAAGUCUGAGAAAUACACCUCAUCAUCAUCCGCAUCAUCCACAUCAUCCUCGUCCUCGACGUCGUCUCAUCAUCAACACGCCCUGAAACGUACCUCACCGAUCGUGGAACAUCCGCCUGGUACUCGUCCACCAAAGAUGCUCUACACAACUUCAUCCAGUGCGGUCGGAAUCGACUGCCCUGAACCGGAUAUGCUGCACGUACCCCGCGGUGCAUCUAAUAGUAUCGUCGGUCACACCGGCAGUGUCCGUGGCGGAUUGCUCGUAGCACCGCCGCUAGUAAUGAGCCCAGAAAUAAACUCUCUGGUCGAUGAUGGCCGACAUCAUCAUCAGUUACACGUGCGCCACAGUCACCAUUCGCGCAACGACGUUGACGAUGAUGUGGUCGGUGACGAUGAGUCAAGCUGGCACGAUCGCGUCAGUUCCGGGUUCGACCGGCUGGUGGCGUUCGCUUCAACCGAGCUGGAUAAAACGCGGCGCUCGAACGAGGACGUACCACCGUCAUCGGCAAGCUGUACGACCUCGCCCGACAGUGGCAUCAAUCAGAGCGAUCACAGUCGAACGUUUCUGUCGUCUUCGUCUUCAUCGUCUCAGCUGGACGUACCGCCGAGCAGUGCUAGUGCGGGCAGUAGCAGCAGCAGUAGUAUUAGCAGUAGCAGCAGUAACAGCAGCACCAGCAGUAUAGGCAGCGUGUCCGGUGGUCAUGGAGUUGGACACGGGCAUCACGUGGGUGGUAGCGGUGGCAACACCGUGGUUGCUGGUGGUUUAAUGAUGAAGCACAUGGUGCCGAUCAUCAAGUCAUCGCCCGCCGAACCCGUCGACAGUCCGCCACUGUCGGACGUGGGUUUACCGCGUACACCGAGUCCUACAUCAAGUCCUCCGCUUCUAUUCGGGCAUUCGACCACGAGUAACACCACUAUUGUAGGAGCAGCAAGCACAGGAGCAGUGUUACAACCGACAGUCCUGUUACAUCCGCCCGGCAAUGGUGGUGGUAAUAAUGUUGCGCCAACAGGCACGGUCCAACCUGCCAACAACAGUACCAACAGUUUGGGCAUCCCGCUAAAGUACCAGCGGCAGUCAAAAUCGUCCUCCGCUUCGUCCGAGAAACACUACAAGAAAAAGUUCCGCGAACGCAACUGGGAGGAGUACGAGGAAAGUUUGAGCGGUGGGCGUAACAGUGCCAUAAGUGUCGGGGAACCGAUGGAACAGCAGGAUUAUUCAGUCGCUAGUGCUACUACUACUGCUGUUGCUGGAAGGCCUCACCGGCCGGGAUCGUCCAACAAUCUCAACAUUCUACCAACGGAGUCGAAUCCUGCGGCUUCCGUCACGGCCGUGCCAAAUGAAGGAGGAGGUGCUACUCGUGGAGAUAACGAUGAUCACCUUUCGCACCAUCAGCAGCAACAUCAUCACAAGCAUAAAUCGGCCAAAUUUCGACCUAAGGGCAAAGACUGGAACUGGGACGACGAGCAUUCGAACGCGUCGUCCGGAUCGGCGACCGGUUCGACGCGGACCAGUCGUGGAUCGGCGGGAGGCAGCAAUACAAACCCGACCUGA